UUACAAUCAUUCACGCGAUGGCGAUCUUAAAUAGUCAAAAUUCUUUUUCUUUUAUCUAUGUAUUACGUCAACAUUUAAACAGUAUCGUGUAUCCAUAUUGACAUUUUACUUUACUAAGGACACACUUACCUAGAAGCAAUGACAGCUUAUCAGAAUGAUCACAAGAAAUAAGAUAAAUGAUGUCAAAACAGAGAGUAUGUGUAGUUGGUGCUGGCAUCAUUGGUCUGUCGUCUGCUGUUAGAAUUCAAGAAAAUAUACCAGGGGUUGACAUUACCAUCAUAGCAGAUAAAUUCUCCCCGAACACCUGCUCCGAUGGAUCAGGAGGAUUUUGGGAGCCAUUUUUAUUACCCAAGGAAUCACUUGCUCAAUCCAAUAAAUGGUGUCAGGAUACAUGGGAUUAUUUAAUGAGCCUCGUCAACUCGACAACUGCAGCAGCUUUUGGUGUCCAUACAGUGUCUGGAUAUAAUUUUACGGGUGUAAAUAUUCCAGAAGAUCCUCCAUGGAAAGACCAAGUACUAGGUUAUAGACGUCUUUCUGUCAAAGAGAUAAAACUGCACCCUGAAAACAGAGAUGGAGUAUUUUAUACAACAAUGAUGAUAAAUGUAAAGAAAUAUCUACCCUGGCUCAUGACACAAUUUCGAAUAAAAAAUGGAAAAGUAAUCAACAGAAAGAUAAAUUCUUUGGAAGAGGUCAUGACAGAUUAUGAUUUAGUUGUAAACUGCACCGGCAUUGGUUCAUACGACCUUGGAGACCCUUCUGUCUACCCAGUUAGAGGUCAAGUAAUACGGGUAAAAGCACCUUGGGUAAAGCAUUUUUACUUUGACAAGGACCCUUCGGAAACAAGAAAUAAAAUUUAUAUAUUUCCAGGGAAAGACUUCGUGGUCUUAGGUGGCACGUCACAGAUAGGAAAUUGGAGUACAGAUGUAACAGAAUCAGAUAGAAAGAGGAUAUUGGACGGUUGUUCAAGGUUGAUACCCAGUCUGCGGGAAGCAGAAGUAUUAGAAGAAUGGACAGGUUUAAGACCAUCAAGACCAACAAUACGAUUGGAGAAAGAAGAUGUAUGUUUUAAUGGAAAAACGGUAACAAUUAUUCACAAUUAUGGGCAUGCAGGAUCAGGAAUUACAUUAUUCUGGGGAUGUGCAAAAGUUGCUACAGAUCUAGUCACGGAGAGCUAUAGACUCAGACAGCAAUCAAAAUUAUAGGAUUCGACUUCGGUUAUAAACUCAUAGAUAUGAUUUAUGUUUUAUUUAGCAAAUAUUAUACAUAUUAAUUAAUGUUCUGAUAAACCUGGACACAUUUCAAUGUUAUCGCAUUACAUAAUAGGUACCCACAGAAACUGAAAUGAUAACUUGAUUAGCUAAAGUUGAUUUGGAUCAUGGUUUAGGGGGUGCCAGAUGGCAUUAGAUGGUGAAUAUCAUGAGACCAUUUCAUAAAAUUCCUUUUAGGGAUUUAAGCGGAGAAGCGGAUACAACUGUUUACUGUAGUGUGUAGAUUUAAGAAGUUCGUGUUACACCAAAGAAAACCCUGAAAUCAUUUGGAUGAAGAAAUGAAAUAAAAAUGCAAAAGCAAAUCAUUUUAGUAAGAUUUCGUAAAAAUUAUUAAGAUAAUUGUUAAGCGAUUCAAAGGUAGUUACGGAUACAAAAGUUAAAAACGGACGGACAAAUGAACGGAUUCACGUAUAACCGAACUCCCUGACUGGCCCAUCAUUAUGUAACGUAUGCGUAAGAAAUAAGUAUGCAACAUAAGCAAAUGAUUUUUUACAAAGAUGGAAUUGUAGUCACUUUAAAAAAAUCAAACGAGCGUUGUUUCGACAUAACAUUAAAUCUUAAUAAAUCGAAAGGACAUAUAAUAAUAUAUGCCCAACACUCGAGAUGACCUAAACAAAAAAUUUGUUCAAUACAUUUAAAUUAUUUGAAUUUAUAACAUUAAUUGAUUUUUGCAUGAAAUUGUUUUUUUGUUUUUUUGUCAUGUGAAUUCCUCGCUUAUUAUGAGCAAGAGGAUAACUAUAUUUGGUAUAUGGGUUCCUUGCAACGUCUACAUCUCCGUCCAACAGGGUUCACCUGACCUCGACAUCAUUUCAUGGAUCAGUUAUCAAGGUUGAAGUUACGUGAUUAGGUCCGUUUCUAAAGUGCUAUAAACAGUAGAUCAACUAUAUGUGGUGUAUGGAACGAUUGUAAGGGGUACAUGUCAGUCUGGCAGGUUUCAUCUGACCUUGACCUCAUUUUCAUGGUUCAUAAUCAAUGUUAAGUUUGUGUGUUUUGGUCUGUUUGUCAAGUACUAUUAGCAAUAGGUCAACUUUUUUUGGUGUAUGGAAUGAUUGUAAGGUGUACAUGUUUGUCUGGCAGAUAUCAUCUGGCCUCGACCUCAUUUUCAUGGUUCAUUGUUCAAUGUUAAGUUUUUGUGUGUGGGUCUGUUUUUUUCAAAUACUAAUAGCAAAAGGUUAACUAUAUUUGGUGUAUGGAAUAAUUGUAAGGUGUACAUGUCUGUCUGACAGGAUUUAUCUAACCUUGAUCUCAUUGUCAUGGUUCAUUGGUCAAUGUUAAAUUUUUGUGUUUUGGUCUGUUUUUCAAAUACUAAUAGCAAUAGGUCAAUUAUAUUUGGAGUAUGGAAUAAUAGUAAGGAGUACAUGUCUGUCUAACAGAAUUUAUCUGACCUUGACCUCAUUGUCAUAGAUCUUUAAAAGAUAGUUAAGUUUAUGUGAGAACCUUUAUCUUUAAAACUUUAAACAUAAAUUCAAUGGUCAGUAAAGCAGGCGAGACAUUUCAGCUUGUGCGCUCGUGUUGAAAAUAUGUUUGCCUUUCAGGUUUUAACUUGGCUAGACUUAUAUAUAUUAUUCAGUGGUUGUCGUUUUUUUUUUGUUGCUAUAUAUCAUUUUUGUUUUUCGUUUCUUGUUUAGAAAAUAAAUGGGGCCGUUAGGUUUCUCGUUUGAAUUGUUUUACAUUUGUCAUUUCGGGGCCUUUUAUAGCUUACUAUUUGGUAUGGGUUUUGCUUGUUUUUGUAGGCCUUACGGUAACCAAGGUUGUUAACUUCCACGUUAUUUGGUCUCUGGUGGAGAGUUGUCUUAUUGGCAUUCAUACCACAUUUUUUUAUUUUUAUAUUAUAUGUACAAACAAACAAUUAUCUGUGUAUAUGGAAAGUUCCUGUUACUAACUAUUAUUCGAUGUGUUCAAAAACGUUGAGUAGAUUUCGGGAAUAUAUAUGCAUGUAUAUAAAAUAAACAAAAAUAUGUUUGCCAUUUGGUAAUUUAUGGAAUAUUUAUAUGUAUGCAAUUUCGUACCUUAUAGAAGAUUUAUAUGUAUACCAUUUCGUACCUCACGGUAGACUUAUAUGUGUGCCAUUUCGUACCAUACGAAAGAUUUAUAUAUGUAAGCCAUUUCGUACCAUAUCUCUAAAACUGAAAAAAACCAAAGCAAGUUCUUUGAUUAGUUACACAAGGUGAAAAUUCUUUUGCAAACAUUUUUAUUCAUGGCUUUCUUCUUGGGGGAAUAUCAGCGUGUCUCCCUUUUCGCUACAUUUCCUGUCAAAAAAUAACAGUUAGUAACUAUAAAAAAUAGUUGCAGAUAAUUAUUCCUUAGUUGGUUAAUUAACCUCAUGUUUUUGAGUUAAAAAAUAAAAUAAAGUAAUAUGAAACGAGUUUCUACUAAUAUUAAUGUUAUCGAAAUCAUGGAACCAAUGCAUGCAUAUAUACUAAACUAAGUCAUGUAUGCACUUUUUUUUUAUAUUUAAUACGAAUCUAUAACGUAUUAUCGACAAUUAAUAUUUCUUUCAGUGAUUGUUGAUCGUAAGCUAAUUAACUUUCGAGUUUGUUGCCGAAGUUAACCGGAUCGUGACAUUGAUAAACAAUCAACACGUGGAGCACGUGACAAAUAAGUGAAUUGAAAGAGCCAUGAUAUUUUGUUUAGUAUUUUCCAUGCGUUCCUAUUUGUUAAUUAAACUAUUCCUUAACAAUUGUUAAAUGAUUUGUUGUAUCAUAUUUGUUCUUAAAGAAUCGAAUAAGUUAUUACUAUUUACUUUAACUUCCAGUGCACAUUUGUUAACAUUCUUUCAUCACGGUUUUCCCCUCGCACUUGCGAUGUGUGGUUGCCGAAGUUAAGGUUACUGCAUACGGCGAAUAAGUGUACGGGAAGACAAUAAUUCAAUAGCAGUCCAUUUUUGAAGAUUUUCAUAAUAUAAAGGAAAGAAAGUUCACGUACACUUGUUUUAUAGUAAAACUUAGCCAUUCAAGUAUAUAAAACAUAUUCAACUUUUUUAUGCCCCCGCCGGAGCGAAGGGGGUAUUAAGUUUUACCCUUGUCCGUCCGUACUUCCGUACGUCCCAAAGUUGGUUUCCGUUCUCUAACUAUAGUUUGCCUCAACUAAAUGCUAUGAAACUUAUACACAAUGCUUAUUACCACAAAAUACAGAUCAAGUUUGAAUUUUGGUGGUGUCACUUUAACCGUUCUAGAGUUAUGCCCCUUUACAGAUGGAAAAAUUGCUGAAUUUUUCGUUUCCGUUCUUUAACUUAAGUUAGCCUCAACUAAAUGUUAUGAAACUUAUACACAAUGCUUAUUACCACAAAAUACAGAUCAAGUGUGAAUUUUGGUGGUGUCACUUUAACCGUUCUAGAGUUAUGCCCCUUUACAAAAGGAAAAAUUGCUGAAUUUUUCGUUUCCGUUCUCUAACUUAAGUUUGCCUCAACCAAAUGUUAUGAAACUUAUACACAGUGCUUAAUAUCACAAAAUACAGAUCAAGUUUGAAUUUUGGUGGUGUCACCUUUACUGUUCUAGAGUUAUGCCCCUUUACAAAAGGAAAAAUGCUGAACUCUAACUUGAGUUUGCCUCAACCAAAUGUUAUGAAACUUAUACACAAUACUUAUUACUACACAACUCAGAUCAGUUACAAAUUUGGGUAGCGUCACUUUUACCGUUCUUCGGUUAUGUCCCUUUAUAACUUUAUAUGAUAUGCAAGCGGGGACAUCAUCUGUGUCCCAUGGACACAUUCCCCAUUUAUUUAAAAUUUGAAGUUUCGUAUGACUUUAAGGAUAAACCCUGCAAACAAACAAAGUGUAAUUAAAAAUAUUAAAGUUUCCAUGUACUGUUUAAUUAAACCAAUCAUUGGUCUUCAGAAGUUUUCUACUACUGGAAGCAUGUAAUUUAUGUCAAAACACUUUAAAAAAAAUUUAGCAUCAGCUCAAAAUGUUUCAUAACAUAUUUUACCUAUUUAUCUAAAAUAAACAAUUGAUAACAUUAGUUUAUAUGUUUUGUUGAAUGGACCAGUAUGAAUUGAAUAUAAAACAUUAUAAAAAUUUAUAAUGGGGCAGUAUGAAAGACCUUUCCUUUUUUGAAUUAUACAUUUUUGUUUUACAAACUCUCCAUACCGAUGAAGGGACAAUAUUUCGUCGAUUUACAAAUAUAUGAUACGAAAUACUAAACAUGUAUUUCAUCUAUGAGGUACGAAAUGGUUAAUGCGGUUGGCCCAUAGGGUACGCAAUGGUUUUGAUCAUGGGUACGAGAUGGUAAAUGCCGGGUACGCAAUGGUAAUUUUUGGUACGAAAUUGUAGAGGUACAAAAAGGUCAGGUACGAAAUGUCUAACUACCAUUUUUACACUCUAAUCGACGAACAAAGCAUGUGACGUCAUACAUUAACAAGACGAUGUCUGAUCGAUCGGAGUCUCCGCUAAACGAUGUCAAUUUAUUUCCUCUAGUGGUCGUUUGUCUUUAUAUUCUUCUGCCAGUAAGAAUAAUUUUUUAAUACAUUUGUAUACAUAAAAUGGACGUCGAUAUGAGACCGGCCACGGAUCUGAGUAAAACAUAUAUAUAUUAAUAUCCAAUGCCAAAUGGACUUUUGUUAAAUAUAGGGCGUUCCUUUCCUUGCUUAUUUUGGAACAAUUAUAUUUGAUAUAAUAGAACAUGGAAUUGAUAUAUAAUAUAAACAUAUUGAAUUAUUUAAUUGUAUUGAAUGUAACACAUCUUUGGUGGGAUGUUGUCUCGCCUGCGACGAAAUUCGCAGUAUGCGACACUUAGGUAUUACUAACCGGCAGCGACGGCGGCGGCGUAAACUAUUUGUAUAAAGCUUUAUAUUUCAGAAGGUAAAAGACCUGGAUGCUUCAUAUCUUGUAUGCACAUACCUUAUGUUACGAAGUUUCCAUCUGUCAUAUGUCCAUGGUCCUUGACCUCAUUUUCAUGGUUCAGUGACUGCUUGAAAAAAAAUUCUAGUUUUUUGUCAUGUGAAUUUCUCACUUAUUAUGAGUAAUAGGAUAUCUAUAUUUGGUAUAUGGGUUCCUUGGAACGUCUAAAUGUCCACCAGACAGGUCACCUGACCUCAUCUCAUUUAAUGGAUCAGUGAUCAAGGUUAAAGUUACAUGAUUAGGUCCAUAUCUGAAAUACUGUAAGCAGUAGGUCAACUUUAUGUGGUGUAUAGAUUGAUUGUAAUGGGUACAUGUCAGUCUGGCAGGUUUCAUCUGACCUUGGCCUCAUUUUCAUGGUUCAUUGGUCAACGUUAAGUUUGUGUGUUUUGGUCUGUUUUUUAAGUACUACAAUCAAUAGGUCAACUACAUUUGGUGUAUGGAAUGAUUGUAACUUGUACAUGUCGGUCUGGCAGGUAUCGUCUGACCUUGACCUCAUUUUCAUGGUUUAUUGGUCAAUGUUAAGUUUUUGUGUUUUGGUCUUUUUUUCAAAUACUUAUAGUAAUAGGUCAGCUAUAUGUGGUGUAAGGAAUAACUGUAAGGUGUACAUGUCUGUCUGGCAGGUAUAAUCUGACCCUGACCCCAUUUUCAUGGUUCAUUGAUCAAUGUUAAGUAUUUUGUGUUUUGGUCUGUUUUUCAAUUACAAUAAGCAAUAGGUCAGCUAUAUUUGACGUUUUAAAAAAUUGUGAGGUGGAUAUGUCUGUCUGACAGGAUUAAUCUGACCUGACCUCAUUCUCAUAGAUCUUUAGAAAUGUUAAGUUUAUAUGAUACUUCUAGUAAAACCUUUAUCGUUAAUAGGGCAUUAGCUACGAGAUAUAAAAAAAAAAUAAAAAUAUGAUUUUGUUUUGUUCAAUCAUUAAUGAAAGUGAAAUAGUGAUAUAUUAAUUAGCUUUUAGCAGCCAGUUUGGUUCAAUUUUGUCAAAAUAAGCGAAGAAACAUCGCUGGUGAAUUAUUCACUUGCAAGUGAAUAAUUCGACCUCAUUGAAUCCGUAUUCAUGUGACCUUCAAUUUAACCUCUUAGCUAGAGAUGGGUUACGCAUGAACUAGGCGUGUUCAGCUAUCAAAAGGAAAAGAAUGUCAACAUUGGAAGUGAAACCAUGGUAAACCAUUUGGUUGAUUCGAUCCACAAAAACUCAUUCUUAUACAAGUAAAAACGAUGAUAAACGAUGAUUUACACAUUUGUUUAACCUCUAAUAUGAAAUCAAACAGACCUAGAAAUUGCACGAGUUCGCUAUCUAUUUAUAUCUAUGUUUAUGUUUAUAUCGGGUUAUAUGACCGUCGGCAGUCUUCGGAGGUCACCUCGGUGGUUAAUUAGAUGGCGCCUAGUCUAAAAUGCACACGAAAUGCUGAGACAUAUUAUCGUGUUCAUGCAUCAUAAAUUGUUUAUUUUAUACUUUUUAGUAUUUGGAUACACGUUUUAGUAUGUUAUAAGUCGAAUAUGAGAAUUUGAGUCAAAUCGGUGAACAUGAUUUUGACAGCUAAUGGCCCUUUAAGUCUUUCAACAUAAAAUCAAUUGUCAGUAAAGCAGGCGAGACAUUUGAGCGUGUGCACUCUUGUUGUUAUUAUAUAUAGUUUGACAGACAUUUAUGUUAUGUUAACCUUUAAGGGAUAUAUUGUUUUCAUUAUUCACCAUUACUUACUAUUGUUAUAUUCGUCAUCUAUAUAAUAAAUUGGCGCUUUCAUUCA
Molecule: messenger RNA, 7848 nt
Organism: Mytilus californianus (California mussel)
Lineage: Eukaryota; Metazoa; Mollusca; Bivalvia; Mytilida; Mytilidae
Product: D-aspartate oxidase-like
Exons: 11
Coding region: 177-1202 (341 amino acids)
Molecular function (GO): D-amino-acid oxidase activity; FAD binding
Source: RefSeq, a predicted model, not a curated record